Solanum pennellii is the source of this 1399-nucleotide messenger RNA. RefSeq lists its product as uncharacterized. NCBI's taxonomy places the organism in Eukaryota, Viridiplantae, Streptophyta, Magnoliopsida, Solanales, Solanaceae. Gene Ontology annotation, molecular function: ureidoglycolate hydrolase activity. The record is from RefSeq and is a predicted model, not a curated record. Bases 55 to 819 code for a protein of 254 amino acids. The transcript is spliced from 2 exons.
UUGAUUUUUUUAUUGAAAAGUUAUCCAAUUUGUAGAGUGGAGUGAUGCUCAAAGAUGCUAAAAUUGAAGCCUUUCAUAUAUUCGCCAUCCGUCAGGCUACAUCGCCGACUCGCCGGAUCUCCGAUCGCCGAUAAUAGUUCCGAUUCCUUUCCGGUGAAAUCACUCACAGAAUCUACUCAUCAAUCCAUUCACUACUUUCCCCUUCCCAUAUUGCCUACUCGCCGUCGUUCCUUUUCUGUAUCAAUGGAAUCUUCCGGCUUUAGCACGACGUCGCCGUCAGUCGUGAAGCUGAAACCUAUAGAAGCAACCGCAGAAACUUUUAAAGAGUUUGGACAGGUCAUUGAGGCGUCUCCAGAUGGGGAAGAAUUCGGUCCUCGUGAUGCUCAGCUUGAUUUGAGCAAUGGGAUUCCUAGGUUUUACAUUAUGCAGCUUAAAGAUCGAUCGCUCAAAUUUUCUAAGAUAACACAUCAUGCCAAUGUCACUCAAUGUCUUGGAUCAAUUGGAGGCAAUGUUUGGUAUCUUGGAGUUGCUAAGCCAUCGAUUGUAGAUCCAACUGAUAUCAAGGGUGCUGUUGAUAUUGUUGUGCAGUCACAUUGUGGGCAUUUUUAUGUGCCUCCUGCUGUUGAUGAAGUGCAGGCUUUCAGAAUUUCAGGUCCAAAGUUUAUUAAAUUGAGUCAUGGUACAUGGCAUGCUGGACCACUAUUUACAGAUGAUAAGAUGGAUUUCUACAAUCUGGAGCUGAACAAUACAAACGUGGUUGAUCACACAACUCAUGACUUCAUCAAGAAGAAUGGUGUGGUUUUCGUACUUGAUGAUUAGAAAAACAUCAUACCAAAAAACUUGAUUGAUUGAGCUGUUUAAGUGCAUUUUGAUGUGGUUUCUUUAUACUGAAAUCAUGUUUUUGAUAUGAUUAUUAGUUAUUACCCUGUAUUUGCUAAAAGAAGAACAUCCAUGUUCCGUGUUGGAAAUAUUGGUAUUCAGUUGAACUCAUAUGUGAUACGCUAGAUACCCCACUCUUUUUGGCCUGUUCUUUUUGGGAAUUUGUAGGAUGUGCUCCUGGAAUAUGAGAAGAAGACAUAUGCAAAGCUGAUCAACUCUAUUGAAGCUCAGCCAAGCAAAGCAUUGCAAGCAAUUCUAAAGUCAUCCUUGGCAAAGAUUUAUAAGAGGCAGAAGUAAGAAAUAGAAUUAUUGAAUAUCUGUGUUUAAUGUUUAGAAUUAUUUGUGCUUCUUUCAUUUCACGGGGUGUCUGGUACCUGCUUGGAGCCAGACUAUCUGAAUCAGAACCAGAAAGUUUGGUGAUAACCAGCUCCCCAUCAUAGGUAACUCCAUAGUGCGCACAACUUUAGUGAUAGUUAUUUGUGCUUCUUCGAAUGAAUAAAACAUGGCUGUAUUUCAUGAA